Messenger RNA from Phlebotomus papatasi, 3063 nucleotides. RefSeq names its product alpha-catulin (gene alpha-Catr). NCBI's taxonomy places the organism in Eukaryota, Metazoa, Arthropoda, Insecta, Diptera, Psychodidae. The record is from RefSeq and is a predicted model, not a curated record. Gene Ontology annotation, biological process: Rho protein signal transduction; cell adhesion. The transcript has 8 exons. Gene Ontology annotation, molecular function: actin filament binding; cadherin binding. The coding region runs from base 150 to 2576 and encodes 808 amino acids.
UGUUUUAGUUGCAAUUGCAAAAGGAGUGUAAUUACGCAUGCAAGAUAGGAAAAUGUUCAGUAUUUGUUUGAAAAAAUUGUGGAUUUUGUGAGUAAGGCAUAAGUGAAGAGGUUAUUUCUGAAAGGAGCCGCAAACUGCUCGACAGAAGAAUGACCACAACUUAUGGAAGACAGGUGUCCACUUUGGUACAGCACAGAUCAGAACGAUCGCCCUCGGUUAACUCGGAGAGGACUCUCAGGGCAAUUGGUAGAGUGGGCCAAGCUGUCAAUCUGGCCGUCGAGAGAUUCGUGACCGUGGGUGAGACAAUUGCAGACGACAAUCCGGAAAUCAAGCAAGACAUGUACGACGCAUGCAAAGAAGCUCGCGCUGCAGGUUCUUCCAUUGAGCGUCUGUGCGAAAUCACAGCUACAGAUCCCCUUGGGUAUCCACCUCCGGAUGGGCCCCUCAGUGACCGAAGUGCCAUGAUACGGGCAGCCAGAGCCCUCCUCAGCUCCGUCACGCGUGUCUUGCUGCUGGCAGAUAUCGUGGUGGUGAAACAAUUACUUCUGGCCAAGGAUCGAGUAGCUCGUUCUCUCUGCCGGAUGGAACAAGUGGCCAACUUUACGGAAUUCGUUAAAGCAUUUUCAGUAUUUGGCGCGGAAAUGGUGGAACUCGCUCAUGUGACAGGGGACAGACAAGCAGAUUUAAAAGAAGAACGAAGACGUGCUCAAAUGGCUGCAGCGCGUCAAGUUCUCGAGCGAUCGACCAUGAUGCUCUUGACGUCAUCCAAAACAUGCCUUCGUCACCCAGAGUGCCCAGACUCUCGUGAAAAUCGCGAUACUGUCUUCUGCCAGAUGCGAAGGGCAAUGGACCUAAUUCACUAUGUAGUUAAGGAUGGCGUACUAGAAUCUGUAGUUGAUCGAUUAUCUCCAAGGGGAGCUGGACAGGUUGAUUGGGACUCUGAACGAGCAUCUGCCUUUACGAGUUUGAAGCAUUUCUCUCGUUUGAUUGAACUCUCCAGACCACAGGUGACAGAGACAACGCCUAAGGUGAUCGGAAAUAGUGAUAUUGUGGAAGAGACUCCAACAACGCGAGAACUAACCCGUAGUAGUAGUGUUAGGGAUAGGAGAAUCGAAGCUGGAGGACGUUCUAAGAACCGAACUUACGCCAGUCUUGAGCGAGAACUUCUUCCACCAGCGAGUCGUAGUGCUGAAGCUGCUAUGCUUGGUCUAUCAUCGGUUUUGGUUCCAGAAACACGCGAUCAAUUGCUAGCCGCUCUGGACAAAGUUGUAGAGAAGACUCAAGACUUCACAGAUUCAGCAUAUACAACACAUGAGCAUCGUGAGAACAUAUUGUUACUGUGCGAUCGUGCAAAACUAGAGCUUAACCAGCUACUAAGGAUUGCUGUUAAUACGGAGCCUUUUGCCACCAAUACAACGGAUAUUGAUGGUGCGAUAGAGAGUGUUCAGAGCGCCGGACAGGAUCUCAGUCAGCAACUGGUACUUGCAGUUAGUGAUCAAGUCACAGAACUGGGUCACGUGAUCAAGGCUGGUAUCGACGUUGUCAACUCCCUCAGGAAUAUUGCCUUAAACCAAGAAUUAGAUCGAUUACAAGAGUGUGCUGAUCGCUUCCAUGAUUACAUCGAUCAUAUCCUUGAAGUUUGCAAACUACUUCGCCAUAUUGCUUUAUCUGAGACGCUUCAAGUACAGGCCAAAUUCAUGGAGAUCAAUCUAAAGAUAUACGCUCCACAAGUGAUAACGGCUGCACGAGCUCUGUCAGCGCAUCCUUCGAGUAAAAUUGCGAAGGAAAACCUUGAAGUGUUCGUUGAUAUGUGGCAGUGGUUGGCAAGCGAUGUAUCGACUGUAUCGAAGGAGAUCAUCGAAAUGGCUCAGGCUCAGACAAAGCCUGACAAAACUGAAUACCUCAGUUUACCUCGACCUGGAAAACAUGGGACAACAUCGAAGCCAUUGAAACCAACGAGACUGGAUCAGGAGGAGCAAGAGAAGAUAGCUAAGGCAGGACUGGAGAUGAAGAUGCUAACAAACGAGAUGGAUGCCGAAACGGACAAAUGGAAUGGUGCCAGUGAUGAAAACAAUGAUAUCGUCAAGAGGGCAAAGAAUAUGUCUUCAAUGGCCUUCUCUAUGUAUCAGUUUACAAAGGGAGAGGGAACACUCAGAACUACACAGGAUCUCUUUACACAAGCAGAAUACUUUGCUGAAGAAGCUAAUCGGCUGUAUAAAGUUGUACGACAAUUUUCAUAUCAGGUUCCAGCAGGGCAACCAAAGAAGGAACUCCUUGAGCAUCUGGACAAGGUUCCCACUUAUGUUCAGACGCUUCAGUUCACGGUAAAAGAUCCGACGGUUGGAAAAGCCGCCACCUUCGUUAAAGUGGACCAUGUCAUUCAAGAGACCAAGAACCUCAUGAACGUCAUCAAUAAAGUCGUUACGACAUGCUUCGAGUGUGCCAAUAAGUACAAGCUAGACUUUAGCGGACUGUCAGGACGAGUAGCAGCUGGGAGUUCAAGGGACGAUGAGGGCGGUUCAGGAGGCGCUGGUGAUUCCAAGGGAGCUACGACAAGCACCGAAGGGGGCAUGUGACAGUACGGGAUGGCUCGAAGAGCCAAAGGAGAUGCAAGGCGAACGCGAGUGUCCUUUCUUCUUUUCUAAAUAAAGACAGAAAGAGACUGUAAAGCAUUCGCAGAUGGCGCUGGACGCAGGAGGAUUCUGUGUUCAAAAGGAACGAAAGAUUGGUUAAAUUUGUGAGAUCAAGAACAAAAUCGAAAUAUUUUUAGAGCGGAUUAUCUUAUCCCAAUUCACAAAAUGGUGAAUCAUUAACUAAAGAAAAGAAAGUCUUUAAAUGGAACUGACAUACGAUAAUAAAAAAAUUUAGUACAAUAACCCAAUUUAUGAAAUUUCUAAUAAUGACGUAAUGCAAAAUCGAAUCACACUUUAAAGUUACUUAUCUCAUUUCGACAUUAUAUCGCAAUCCUUCAGCAUGUUGAUCCUUCACGAUGGAAGGGAUACUUUGGUUUUUAAAUAAAGCAAAAGUCUAUAGCCGGUAGUCUUCCAAAAUCGUGUAUAUAAA